GCAGCUGCACCUGAAUGUUGUGCUCACACUCACCAGACUCAUAGCAAAAGCAGUGUGUAGUGUUAGUGUACCCUUUAUCAACAAAAAUCCCCAAUUUCAAAAAGUACUCUCUCAUUUCCGCGCCCACAUAAAAUAAACACAAAAACAAAGGCACAAAGUAAAAACCCUUCUCGUUCAUCAAAAAAAGUAAAAACCCUUCUCACUCGCUCACAAGAUUUGAAAAGAAAAAAACGACAACGACAAAUUUUCACCAUUUUCUUGAAAACCCAUUUGCAGCAAUGGAAGAAGAAGACCAUCAAAAAGUGUCAGAUCUGAUAAAAGAGCUGGUCCUUCGCUUACUUUCCCAAAACCCCACCUCCGAUUCCCAACCCAUUGACCCAAACUCCACCGAUUUCGCCAACUCUCUUCGCUACGCAUUUCGCAUUCUCUCCAGCCGAAUGACACCUUCCAUUGCUCCUGACGCCGCCGCCAUUGCUGAGUCCAUCAAGCGCCGUCUCGCCACUCAAGGUAAGUCCUCUGAAGCCCUCACUUUCGCUGACCUUUACUCCAAAUUCGCUUCAAAGACUGGACCCGGUAGUGUUAAUAACAAAUGGGCUGUCCUUUAUUUGCUCAAAAUCAUUGCCCAUGAUAAGAAUUCCGCGAGAACCCAGUUGUUGGAUUCUUCGGUUUUAUUGCCUAAUUUGUCUGAUUCGAGGGUUUCAAGCAGAAAACAAAACGGUUGGGAAAAUGGGGUUUUGUUGGUUUCUAAAGACCCCGAAAAUCGGCGUGAAAUUGCGUUUAGGGAGUUUGUGAACUUCGUUAAAGAAGAGAAUGAGGUUCGUGAAGAGGUUUUGGUGAGGGAUGUGUUGUAUGCUUGUCAAGGGAUUGAUGGGAAGUAUGUGAAAUUUGAUAAAACUGCUGAUGGGUAUGUUUUGUCUGAUUUAGUUAAGGCUCCUAGAGCAACCCGGAUUAUGGUCCGGAAGCUUUGUGAAUUGGGUUGGUUGUUUAGGAAGGUUAAAGGGUAUAUUUCGGAGAGUAUGGAUCGGUUUCCAGCUGAGGAUGUGGGAACUGUAGGGCAGGCCUUUUGUGCCGCAUUGCAAGAUGAGCUUUCGGAUUACUAUAAGUUGUUGGCAGUGCUCGAAGCACAGUCGAUGAAUCCUAUUCCAUUGGUUUCUGAGAAGGUGAGCUCUGAGAAUUAUCUUUCGUUGAGGAGGUUGUCGGUAUGGUUUGCUGAGCCGAUGGUGAAAAUGAGGUUGAUGGCUGUUUUGGUUGACAAGUGUAGGGUUUUGAGGGGUGGGGCAAUGGCUGGGGCUAUUCAUUUGCAUGCCCAGCAUGGUGAUCCGCUGGUUCACGAGUUCAUGAGGCGUUUGCUCCGGCGGGUUUGUUCUCCACUUUUUGAGAUGGUGAGGAGUUGGGUUUUGGAAGGGGAGUUGGAGGAUAUUUUUGCUGAAUUUUUUGUUGUGGGUCAGCCGGUGAAAGCGGAGUCUCUUUGGAGAGAUGGUUACAGGCUCCAUGCUGGGAUGCUCCCAUCUUUUAUUUCACAAUCUCUUGCUCAGCGCAUUUUAAGGACUGGUAAGUCAAUCAAUUUUCUUCGUGUUUGUUGUGAGGAUCGCGGUUGGGCUGAUACUGCAACAGAAGCUGCUGCUGCUGCUGGGACCACAACAAGAAGAGGGAGCUUGGGAUAUGGUGAAACCGAUGCCCUUGAGUCUUUGGUUGAUGAAGCAGCAAAGAGGAUUGAUAAGCAUUUAUUGGAUGUUAUGCACAUACAGUACAAGUUCAAAGAACAUUGUCUUGCAAUCAAGCGGUAUUUACUGCUUGGACAAGGUGAUUUUGUUCAGUAUCUAAUGGAUAUUGUUGGGCCAGAACUUUCAGAGCCUGCUAACACCAUUAGCACUUUUAAAUUAGCUGGGUUGCUUGAAACUGCAAUUCGGUCUUCAAAUGCUCAAUAUGAUGACCCAGACAUAUUGGAUAGGUUGAGAGUUAAGAUGAUGCCACAUGGAACUGGAGAUAGAGGCUGGGAUGUAUUCUCAUUGGAAUAUGAUGCAAGAGUUCCACUAGAUACUGUGUUUACGGAGUCUGUUAUGGCAAGGUACUUAAAAAUUUUCAAUUUUCUGUGGAAGCUUAGGCGGGUGGAGCAUGGGCUUAUUGGUGCAUGGAAGACGAUGAAACCAAAUUGUAUUACUUCUCAUUCUUUUAAUAAGCUGCAACAGGCAGUUAAGUUGCAGUUGCUUUCAACAUUGAGGCGAUGUCAGGUUCUUUGGGUUGACAUGAAUCAUUUUGUAACAAACUUGCAGUAUUAUAUUAUGUUUGAAGUCUUGGAGGUGUCAUGGUCGAAUUUUUUGAGUGAAAUGGAAGUAGCAAAGGAUCUUGACGAUCUACUUGCUGCACAUGAGAAGUACCUACAUUCAAUUGUAGAGAAAUCCCUCCUUGGAGAACGUUCCCAGACCCUUUGCAAGUCACUCUUUGUCUUGUUUGAUCUUAUAUUGCGCUUCCGAAGUCAUGCUGAUCGGUUAUAUGAAGGGAUUCAUGAGUUGCAAGCAAGAACUAUGGAAUCCUCUUUGCCCUCUCGAGACAAGAGCAAAUCACGGAGGCAAUUAGGUGAUAAAUCUUCAGACCCUGGGUCCUGGAUAGGUGAGGGCAGGAAGGCCCUAACACAACGUGCUGGUGAAUUUCUUCGCAAUAUGGGACUAGAUUUGGAUGCAAUAGCGAAGGAAUAUUCAUCACUGCUUGAGGGCUUCAUUUCUCAGUUGCCUGUGCAGCAACAUGUUGAUCUAAAGUUCCUCCUGUUCCGGCUUGACUUCACCGAAUUUUAUACCCGGUCGGGUCCUAGUUUAUAGGAAAAAAUUUGAUGCAUUUGAGUUCAAGGAAAGUUUCUACUGUCAAGGCAUUAAUAAUGUGCUUCAAUUUGCUAACGACUCCCAGCCAUAUCACUGAACAAUUAUGCAGGGGCUGGCUGACAUCAGGAUGUACCAGUUUGUAUAUAAUUUCUUGAACUUAGAUGGUGUUUCUUUUUUCUGAUGGCUUGUGUGGAGGUUUAAAUUGACUUGAAGGUAUUUUGCUAAUAUUAGACCAGGGUGUGAAAUGUGGUAGUGUUCACGUUUUGUAUCUGAUAUCUGAAUGAUUUUCUUUUGGUAUUUUCUUGCGGCUUUUGUAAGCGUUCCAUCCUGAGCUUGUAUAUUUGUACCAUAAUUUUUCUAUUGGUUGAAUGAUAAGCAAUGUCUGCUAUCUAAUGUUUCACAUGUUCAUUUCUUCUA
Molecule: messenger RNA, 3233 nt
Organism: Quercus lobata
Lineage: Eukaryota; Viridiplantae; Streptophyta; Magnoliopsida; Fagales; Fagaceae
Product: gamma-tubulin complex component 3-like
Exons: 3
Coding region: 279-2816 (845 amino acids)
Biological process (GO): cytoplasmic microtubule organization; spindle assembly; meiotic cell cycle
Cellular component (GO): gamma-tubulin complex; spindle pole; microtubule organizing center
Molecular function (GO): gamma-tubulin binding; microtubule minus-end binding
Source: RefSeq, a predicted model, not a curated record